GGCAGCUAAGACUGCUCUCCAUUCACACUAUUUGUGGGAGUGUGUGUACGAUAUAGGUGUGUAAAACCGUGUUUAUGUGUGUUUUUCGAUGCUGUGGGUGACCCAUUUUGUGACCUUGCAACCUUUGUAUUGAUGACGGGCACCAUGAUGCGGAGGAUGGACACAAGGGAGACAGAGAUUGACUUGAGAGACACAGGGGAUGGUGAGGAUGAUGAGGGACAACAGGCAUGGAAGACACAGCUGGAAACCGUCCUGGAGGAAGAGGAGGAGGAAGAUGUCAUCUCUACGCAAAGUGACACCAGGCCUCUCAUCAAUGAAAGGGAUCCAAGACAAAUAAAUGAGUGUCUAAAGGUGAGUUUUGAGGAUGUGAUAGCAGAACCAGUGUCAGUGCGCAGUGGGGAUCGGUUGUGGAUCUGGAGUCAUGCUCUUUUCGAGGUGUCCAGGGUCUGGUUUUACCGUAUCAUCACAGCUCUUUUGGCUGUUCCUGUGUCCCUCAUUGCUGGAAUUCUUUUUGCCAUUCUCAGCUUCAUUCACAUCUGGUUCUUCACACCAUGUGUACAGGUGAUUUUGAUUAACACUGUUUGGUUGCAGACAUUAUGGAGCAACGUAUUGGGCAUCUUCAUCCUACCCUUCUUCCAAAGCGUCACCAAGUGCUGCAGUGGUAUUAGUGUUCUUCUAACACGGGAAUGAGAAAUGUUCACUGGAAUCAAUUCUAGUGGAAAUUUCAGAACAACAGAUUAUGGUCUGAUGCCUGGACUAUCAGACAGGAUGUGUGGUUUCUAAAAGAUUUCUUGUGGCCGCUUGACUCCUGGUCCAUGUUAUAGGGGACCUUGCCAAACGAUGAGCAUGGUAAAUGUUAACUCUGUCAAAGACGGAGAACAAAUGGAUUUUCUUAGCAUGAGUUUGCAUAAGUAUGAAAGUAUUUUAAAAGGAAUAGCUCACCCCAAAAUGAAAAUAAUUUACUCGCCCUCUUGUCGUUCCAAACCCUUAUAAACUGGAGAACAAAAGGAGAUGUUAAGCAGAAUAUUGAUGCUGCUCUUUUCCAUUCAGUAGGGGUGGAUGCUGUCAAGCUCUAAAAAUGUCAAGAAAGCACAAUUAAAGUAUCAUAAAAUUAGUGCAUAUGCUAUAUUUCAAGUCUUUUGAUGCAAUAUGGUAGCUUUGUGUGAGAAGCAGAUGGAAAAUUAAGUCUUUGUCGCAGCUCUCAAAUCAAAUUUACUGCAUUAUUAAACUUGACAUGUCAAGAUUGGUUGCGAGACACGCAACAACCAAUGUCAUUUGGCAUUACAAUUUCAAUACAGUUUUAAACUCUUCCUCACACAAAGCUCAUUUGCCUUCAGAAGACUUUAGUAUAUAUUACAUUUAUAUUUUUGUUAUUUUGGAAUGAAAUUGGGGUGAGUAAAUGAUGACAGAAUUUUCAUUAUUAGGAGAAAGGAUCCUUUAAACAGCAAAGAAGUGUUUUGUUCAGAUGUUAUCUUUUACCUAUAAGGCUGGACUUCCUUUUCUACAACCGUUGGGUGUUCCAAUUUCUCCCAUUCAUUUUAAUUGAAGUGGCCCGUCUCUGCUAAAUAGUCUCUGUUUUCGAUACAGUGAUCACCUGUCAAUCAACUUAAGAAUGAGCAUGCGUAUUAUCUGAACCAGCCUGAAAAAUAGCGUUGUUUUAGAGUGACCUGAGCUAAAGAAGCACAAUGUAUGAUGCCAGUGUUGUCAGAUUUUACUGCUGAUUUGAAAUAUGUUCUUUAGUCGUAAUCUUGACCAACCGUUUUGGAGAUUUCAGUCUUUCCCCAUUCAAGUAGGUAGCUCUGUAUUUUUAUACUGCCUUCAUGUGCUAUCGGAAUUAUCCUAAAUACGAGUUUCCCACUCUGAAUUUGCACAUGAACUACCCUUCAAGACUGGGAAAUGUGGAGAUAAUUUUGAUACCAGAGUUUCCCAGUUGGGGAGAGACGUAAACUUUCACCAUGGCGGAGGAGAGUACAGUUUCUGUAGUGAAUGACAGGUUUUAUUAAUUUUUCUAAAUACAGCUAAUUGUUAGCGCUUGCUUUUUCGGUCAUAUUCAUUUAUGUAUAUCAGUAACCAUUUGAUAGAUUUUUGGUACAUUUUUACACUGUAAAAAUAUAUUGUAUUUGACCAAAAUUCCAUUAUUGUCAGCAAGCUAAUUGAAUAGUAUUAUGGUGUCAAAAUAAAAGUUCCUCAAGAAAUAUG
Molecule: messenger RNA, 2199 nt
Organism: Myxocyprinus asiaticus (Chinese sucker)
Lineage: Eukaryota; Metazoa; Chordata; Actinopteri; Cypriniformes; Catostomidae
Product: caveolin-2-like
Exons: 3
Coding region: 133-690 (185 amino acids)
Biological process (GO): caveola assembly
Cellular component (GO): caveola
Molecular function (GO): molecular adaptor activity
Source: RefSeq, a predicted model, not a curated record